AUGGCUAUAUCGAAAUUGUCUACUGGAGAGGCUGUCCGUUUGGCAGCGAGAGAAGGCAGUCUUGUCGGCGUCACAUCAGGCCUCGCUCCUUCCUUUCUCCAAGCAAACCUCAUCGUCCUACCUUCUCGCUAUGCUGCUGAUUUUCGCCUCCUCUGUGCUCGAAAUCCUGUCCCUUGCCCUCUCCUCGCGGAAUCGUCACAAAUUGGGUCUUACGAUAGUCUGAAGUCCUACAUUGCUGGCCUGAAAGGAGACAAAAUUGCAUCUGACAUCGACAUCCGUUAUGAUGCUCCCAGAUACAUGGUCUACCAAGACGGAGUCUUGUCAGCUUCGCACGUCGAAGACAUCUCUGCAGAAUGGACUGAGGAUCAUGUUGCUUUCUUGAUCGGAUGUUCAUACAGCUUCGAAACUGCUUUGAUUAAUGACAAGCUGUCGCCUCGCCAUUCUGUCAUGCAAAGGAAUGUUCCAAUGUACAGAACGAACAUCCCACUUUGUCCUGCUGGUGUGUUCACCGGAGCAACAUAUGUUGUAUCAAUGCGUCCAUACAAGCGAUCAGACAUUGAAAGAGUGAGAGACAUUACGCGACCAUUUGUCACUACACAUGGCGAGCCUAUCGCUUGGGGCUGGGAUGGUAUGAAAAGUUUGGGCAUUCCAGAUAUUAGUAGACCUGACUGGGGCGAUGUCCCACUGGAGAUGGAUGGACAGCCGCUGGAUUCGAGCAACGAUGAUGUUGUUCCUGUGUUCUGGGGAUGUGGUGUUACGCCUCAGGAAGCUGUCAUGAGAGCUGGGCUGAAAGGCAUCGUGUUGGGCCACGCUCCUGGGCACAUGAUUCUGCUAGAUGUAAAGGACGAGGACGUCUUUAGCAUCCAUUAG
Messenger RNA from Aureobasidium melanogenum CBS 110374, 870 nucleotides. RefSeq lists its product as uncharacterized. Gene Ontology annotation, biological process: glutamate metabolic process. Bases 1 to 870 code for a protein of 289 amino acids. Gene Ontology annotation, molecular function: D-glutamate cyclase activity. Lineage: Eukaryota; Fungi; Ascomycota; Dothideomycetes; Dothideales; Saccotheciaceae. The record is from RefSeq and is a predicted model, not a curated record. The transcript has a single exon.